GUCACUACUAAACGACAACCGUUUUUUGCCUGUCAUUUAAAGGUAGGUUUGCAGUAUCCGCUCUUCUCGCUCUCCAACAACACUACCGAUGAACUCCGCGCACAGGCACAGCGCAAUCCUAACGAUCACUUCCCCUUCUUUCUCCGGCGAAUUUCGAAACCCUAAUUUCAAAACCUUAAUUCCUCAAAAUUGCGCUCGAAUUUACACUAAAUGUCGUCUAAACCCUAAACCUAGUAUUUCCAUUUAUAAAAUCCCUACAAGUUUGAAGCUGAGAACUUCCAAAAUUAGAGCUUCAGUGGACAACACGGGUGAGACUGGGAACUGGUUAAAUCGGUUUCCGACAGGCGCUUUGGCUGCCGAUAAGAUUUUUAGUCUUAUUUCGGGUGCCACAGCGAGUCCUAUUGGCCAGUUCAUAUCUUCGCCAACCACCUUUUUGCACUCUGUUGACCCCAGAAUUAAAUUGAUAUGGCUCUUGGUCUUAGUUGUUUUGCCAGCACGGUCACAUAUAGUAAUGCGUUUUGGAUUGGUAGUGUACAUUGCUCUUCUGUCAAUAUGGAUUCUCCCAAGACAAGUCUGGAUGGAUCAGUUGGGAAGAGUGUCAUUGCUUUCUGGAAUUCUAUUGAUAAUGUUGGGGCUGGGUUCAGAUAGUGCACCUCCUCUUGUCCAGCCAAGAACUCCACCACCUGCAAUGAUGGACUUACCCAAUCUUCCUAUGUCUUUGGGAGGUUAUUCGUAUUUAAUCAUGAAGCUAGGGCCAUUAAAGUUUACAAGGAAGGGUCUAUCAGUAGCAAGCACAGCUGCAUGCUUAACCUUUACUAUUUUCCAAAGUGCAAGCCUCUGCUUGGCAACCACAACUCCAGAACAAUUGGCAUUUUCAUUGCGGUGGUUUAUGCUCCCUUUGAGGUAUAUUGGUGUACCAGUGGCUGAAAUUACCCUUACCCUCUUACUGUCUUUGAGGUUCAUCAAUCUAGUGUUUGACGAGGUACGGAAUGUUGCACUAGGGAUUGUAUCUCGUAGGAUCAAUUGGGAGCAAUUGACAAUCAUGGAGACAAUUGAUAUUUUUGCUUCCUACAUACGUAGAAUCUUCAAGAAUAUUUUUAACCAUGCAGAGCAGAUAUCUCAGGCCAUGAUUGUGCGGGGUUUUAGAGGGGACAGCAACUCUCAUAAAAUCUACUUCUUAUCAGUGUCAUCAAUUGGGAUGGCAGAUUUUAUUUCUGUACUGUGCCUGAUUGGUGUUGUGGGUGGUGCUUUUCUAUCUGACCAUUUCCUUGUCUGAGUGCCAUUUCUGCAGUUAUAUGGAUUCAGCUGCUUGUUAGCGGAGAGAUUGUUACAUGACACAUGAAAAUUUUACAAUUCACUGGAGAUAAUGCAUUGCAACUAUUGUUAACAAUGGUUUAGCCCUGUGACCAAGGCAUCAAGUGUGAGUGUGCCAGGUCAUCUGCUAAAAUACUGAAGAUUUUUGAAGUAGAUAUUUUGUGCAUUUAAAGUGCUCAGGUCCACGCUUAAAUUUCUAGUGCCUCCAAGGCAAGUUUCUACCAUCGUUGUUAAGAUUUUUGUAGCAUACCCUUAUACGUGUAUAAGCAUUGUUGUAUGUGGCUGAAGGAAGUACUUUUGAAAUAAGAUCACUGCACAUUUUAGCUGUGUCACUUGUCAGGAUUCUCGUUUAAAAUAGAAAAUAAAGAAAGAAUUUACCCGUUCUGUGGAA
Molecule: messenger RNA, 1705 nt
Organism: Hevea brasiliensis (rubber tree)
Lineage: Eukaryota; Viridiplantae; Streptophyta; Magnoliopsida; Malpighiales; Euphorbiaceae
Product: protein ABCI12, chloroplastic
Exons: 8
Coding region: 89-1276 (395 amino acids)
Cellular component (GO): chloroplast
Source: RefSeq, a predicted model, not a curated record